Messenger RNA from Brassica rapa (field mustard), 1862 nucleotides. Its product is annotated as metal tolerance protein A1-like. Gene Ontology annotation, cellular component: plasma membrane. Gene Ontology annotation, molecular function: zinc ion transmembrane transporter activity. NCBI's taxonomy places the organism in Eukaryota, Viridiplantae, Streptophyta, Magnoliopsida, Brassicales, Brassicaceae. Gene Ontology annotation, biological process: zinc ion transmembrane transport. The record is from RefSeq and is a predicted model, not a curated record.
CUAUUUCCUCGUAAAAGCCACGUCAAUUUACAUCGUCUUUACGACGAAUAUUUUUUGUCGUUACCUUACGACGAAAUAACGAUGCUUUUCUUUCUCAACGUACUUUCCUCGCAAAAUCAACGUUUUUUUACGAGGAUUAUUUUUCCUCGUUAAACUUCCUCGGUAAAGAUACGUUUUCUUGUAGUGACAUGCUGAUAUCCUCACGAAAGCUCUGCAUCCUGGUCCCUUUCAUUUCCUCUUGAACAGAAUGUCUGUGUCAAGCCUUUUUACUCCAGAUCCUACUUGAGUUUCAAGGCUUGAGGGAGGGUGUAUUUGAUAUAGAUAGGUGUACAUAAUACACAUGUACAGAUCACUAAUCAUACUUGUAUAUAUAUACUCUCAUGUACAUUUAUUAAUUAAUGAGAGAUAUACUUUAAGUUUGUUACACUCUUAAUAGUAUCUGUAUGUUGUCAUUAUCAUUAAUUCUUGGGUUCUAAUUAAUUACUAAAAAUAUAUAAACUCUCUUUUCUUGAAUCCUUGUCUAGUUAUGGAAUGCAUGUCAUAGCUUUUUCUCUGUUAUUCCAACGUUUAUAAACUCCUUCAUGUCUCAAACUCUAAACAUCACUCUUGAAUUGAGUUUCUACAAGGUAACAAAAUAUAUGCUCUAUUGUAUUCGUAUAGUCCAUUCGUUCAAGCUCUAGACCUCACAUUUGUUUUUGGCAGAUGGGUUCAACAAGAAGUAUAGUUGUGUAGAAACUGCUUGUGGACUUUCAACUUCUUUAAGUGAUGAUGCUAAGGAACGUUCUGCUUCGAUGCGAAAGCUUUGUUUCGUUGUGGUGUUAUGUAUUUUGUUCAUGAGCACUGAAGUUGUUGGUGGCAUCAAGGCAAAUAGUUUGGCUAUACUAACCGAUGCAGCUCAUUUGCUCACUGAUGUUGCUGCUUUUUCUAUCUCAAUGCUCUCCUUGUGGGCUUCUUCUUGGGAAGCCAAUCCGAGGCAGAGUUACGGGUUCUUCAGGAUUGAGAUUUUGGGUGCUCUUGUCUCAAUCCAGCUCAUUUGGUUACUCACUGGGAUCUUGGUCUAUGAAGCCAUAACUAGACUCAUUCAACAGACUAAUGAUGAUGUUGAUGGUUUCUUUAUGGUUCUUGUUGCUGCUUUUGGUUUAGUUGUUAACAUCAUAAUGAUUGUUGUGCUUGGACAUGAUCAUAGUCAUAGUCAUAGUCAUAGUCAUAAUCAUGGCGUGCAUGAUCAUGAGCAUGGUCAUGGAGAUAAUGAUGAGCAAUUGUUGGAGAAACCGAAGGUAAGGAGGAACAUCAAUGUGCAAGGAGCUUAUCUCCAUGUUCUUGGAGAUUUAAUCCAAAGCAUUGGAGUAAUGAUUGGAGGGGGAAUGAUUUGGUAUAACCCUAAAUGAAAAAUAAUUGACUUGAUCUGCAAGUUAGUAUUUUUUAUUUUUGUUUUAGGGAUAACCAUUAAGAUGCUUCGAAGCAUACUUGAUGUUUUAAUGGAGAGUACACCGAGAGAGAUCGAUGCAAAGCAGCUUGAAAAAUGAUUGAUGGAGAUUGAGGAAGUGGUGUCUGUUCAUGAGCUUCACAUUUGGGCAAUUACAGUUGGAAAAGCUUUGUUUUCUUGUCAUGUCAAGAUUAAACAAGAAGCUGAUGAUGCUAUGGUACUUAACAAAGUGAUUGAUUAUAUUUGGAGAGAGUAUAGUAUCAGUCACGUUAGCAUACAAAUCGAGCGUUAAAACAACAAAGCAAGUUAUAUCUCUUAUUUUCUGUCAUUUUCAUGAUCAAAUUUCAAUCUUUUUUUUUUGCUUUCUCCUGUGCCUUUCCUUUACAUUGCUGUUUAAUAUCUCAUUGUUUUUAUUUAUGAAAAAACUUUUUUUUAA